AUGGCGGUGGCAAAAGGAGGGCAUCCUCUCAAGAAGGAGGCAGUGGAGGAAGCCGAAGAAGGAGAGGAAGCCAAUGAGGAUGACGCCGAGGCCGAGGCCGACAAGGAGGGAGCCCAGCGGCCGAAGUUGGACGAGGACUUUUACGAGAUUGAGGCCGUCCACCGCAAGAGGGUUCGCAAGAUCCAGCAAAUUUUAGAGCAGGAGCUCCAAGUUGCCAUUAAGGAGGAAAACUAUGCAAAAGCUGCAAAACUCAGGGAUACACUUCGUAGUAUUCAAGAGGAUAGCAAAGCAUCCGUGCUAGCAGCAAAUGCUGAAUUUUACAGAUCAUUUAAAAAUGGAGAUUUAUCUGCCAUGCAAGCUAUUUGGUCAAAAGGGGAUCAUGUUUGCUGUGUACACCCAGGUGUCCUUGGCAUAUCUGGUUAUGAAUCGGUCAUGGAUAGUUGGAUUCAUGUAUGGGGAAACUAUGAGUUCCCAUUGGAGAUUGAGCUGCGAGAAGUUAGAGUCCAUGUUAGAGGGGAUUUGGGCUACGUAACUUGUGUGGAACUGGUUAAAACCAAAGGUAGCAGUUGGGGAGGGCAGUUUGUGACUAAUGUGUUUGAGAGAAGUGAUGGCCAAUGGUUCAUCUGUGUCCAUCAUGCUUCACCUGUUGAUUUUUGAAGAGUGUUUGCUGAAAUUUUUUGUUCACUGGCAAAAUUGUCUGUUUCUGAUGGAUCUGCUGCUCUAGUUUUAUCUUGUCAUGUUCUU
Molecule: messenger RNA, 744 nt
Organism: Eucalyptus grandis
Lineage: Eukaryota; Viridiplantae; Streptophyta; Magnoliopsida; Myrtales; Myrtaceae
Exons: 3
Coding region: 1-657 (218 amino acids)
Molecular function (GO): protein binding
Source: RefSeq, a predicted model, not a curated record